AUGGUGUUGAAGUCAACCUCUAUAAGUGAUGUGUCCGUUUAUCAGGUCUCUGGUACUAAUGUCUCUCGUUCUUUGCCAGAUUGGAUAGCAAAAAAGCGUAAGCGUUCAUUAAAAAAUGAUUUAGAAUGGCAGAAUAGGGUGGAAUUAAUACAAGAUUUCGAGUUCAGUGAAGCUUCCAAUAAGAUUAAAGUUUCCCCAGAUGGUCAAUUCGCUAUGGCUACUGGUACUUAUAAGCCGCAGAUUCAUGUUUACGACUUCGCGAAUUUAUCAAUGAAGUUUGAAAGACAUACAGAUGCAGAAAAUGUUGAUUUUAUAAUACUAUCUGAUGAUUGGACUAAAAGUGUUCAUUUGCAAAAUGACCGGAGUAUACAGUUUCAGAACAAGGGUGGAUUGCAUUAUACAACUAGGAUUCCGAAGUUUGGGAGAAGUUUAUGCUAUAAUAAAGUUAAUUGUGACUUAUAUGUUGGUGCUUCGGGGAAUGAAUUAUACAGGUUGAACUUGGAACAAGGCAGAUUUUUGAAUCCAUUUAAAUUGGAUGGGGAAGGUGUUAAUAAUGUUUGUAUUAAUGAUGUUAACGGUCUGGUUUCUGUUGGCAUGGAGGAGAGUGUCGUUGAAUUUUGGGAUCCUAGAGCGCGUUCUCGGGUUUCUAAGUUAUAUUUGGAGAAUAACUUUGACUCCGCGCCUUUCCAAGUUACUACUACCAGUUUCAGAAAUGAUGGGCUAAAUUUUGCCUGUGGUACAUCUAAUGGUUAUACCUAUCUCUAUGAUUUACGUGCAGCAGACCCAUUAAUAAUGAAGGACCAAGGUUACGGUUUUGAUAUUAAAAAAGUGAUUUGGCUGGACGAUGUUGGAGCUAAUAGUGAUUCUAACAAGAUCUUAACCUGUGACAAGCGUAUUGCAAAGAUCUGGGACAGGAAUAGUGGAACCGCAUAUACGUCGAUGGAACCUAGUGUUGACAUUAAUGAUAUUGAGCACGUAAAAGGGACAGGUAUGUUUUUCACAGCGAACGAAGGCAUACCAAUGCAUACAUAUUAUAUUCCAGACCUUGGUCCUGCUCCAAAAUGGUGUUUGUUCUUAGACUCCAUUACCGAAGAACUGGAAGAGAAACCAAGCGAAUCUGUCUACUCGAACUACAGAUUCGUAACAAAGGAAGACGUCAAGAAGUUGAACCUAACCCAUCUAAUUGGCUCCAAGGUCUUAAGAGCAUACAUGCAUGGUUACUUUAUUGAUAGCGAACUCUACGAUAAGGUAGCACUAAUUGCCAAUCCUAAUUCCUACCGUGAUGAAGUCGAUAGAGAAAUCAGACGUCGUAUUGAAAAGGAAAGAGAAUCCAGAAUUAGGUCCACCGGUGCUGCCAGUAAACCUAAAGUUAAAGUUAACAAACAAUUGGUUGAUAAAUUAUCCGACAAGCGCGGUGGCAACGUUGCAGAGACUGUUCUACAGGACGACCGUUUCAGAGAAAUGUUUGAGGAUGAAGACUUCCAAGUUGAUGAAGAUGACUAUGAUUACAAGCAAUUAAACCCUGUAAAAUCUGCUAGGGAGACCGAUGAAGGUGCAGCAAAACGUAUUAGAGCUUUAACUGCAGCUGAAGAAUCUGAUGAGGAGAGAAUCGCAGCCAGAGAAGGAAAGCAGAGCUAUUCCGACUCCGAGGAAGACUCUUCGGAAGAUGAGGACAGCGAUGAUGGCGCUCAACUAAACGAUGAAGAGAAAAAACAGUUAGCAAAGAAGGUGGCCGAGCUACAGAGGAAGAAGAAGAAGCAAGCAGAAGAUAAGGAAUUCAGAAGUACACUAAGCGUCGGCUCGUCCGACCCUCAAUCUACGUUGUUGCAUAGCACCUCUUUUGACAAGCAAGUAGAGCUGCUCAACAAGGAAGAAGCCAGUAAAAAGGAUAAUAAUACAAUUCUCCGCCGCACCAACCGUGGUGAGGCAGAACUUACAUUCAUUCCAAAGAAGGUCACCAAAAAGACCAAAAAGAAAGUUACAUUCGAUGAUGAAGGUGACGAUGAUAACAAACCUAAAGACAGCACAAAGGAUGGCAGAAGCCGCCCUAGGUUUGAGGGAAGAAGAAGAGCAAGUAAGAACGUUUUCCGUGGAAUGUGA
Molecule: messenger RNA, 2100 nt
Organism: Eremothecium sinecaudum
Lineage: Eukaryota; Fungi; Ascomycota; Saccharomycetes; Saccharomycetales; Saccharomycetaceae
Gene: ENP2
Product: ribosome biosynthesis protein ENP2
Exons: 1
Coding region: 1-2100 (699 amino acids)
Biological process (GO): maturation of SSU-rRNA from tricistronic rRNA transcript (SSU-rRNA, 5.8S rRNA, LSU-rRNA)
Cellular component (GO): small-subunit processome; nucleolus; nucleus
Molecular function (GO): protein binding
Source: RefSeq, a predicted model, not a curated record